AUGCGGAAGGCUCACCACAGCGUCGGCACCCGCUGCCUCCUUGUUCGCACCGUUCACCUCAAUUUCUCCAAUGCAGGUACGACAGCGUUGUCUACCGACAGUUCAACGAACCACCUGACAUAUCCGUUUCAGACCGUAGGCGCAAGGACUGAGGACCUCCAGCGCUGCCCCGACCUCUGGUUCGACGAUGGCAACCUAGUUCUACAAGCAGAACAGACUCUAUUCCAGGUGUACAAAGGCAUCCUAUGUCGAGAGUCACCUGUGUUUGCAGAUAUGCUGUCGCUGGGGCCCGGGCAGUCGGAGGAGCACUAUGAGCAGGUUCCGCUCGUGCGGAUGCCUGACAGUGCUGAGGAGAUGACGCUCUUCCUAUCGGUCAUCUUUAAUCACCAGUCAGUCUUUCGCCAAGCUACCCUUGGCGGCGUGUAA
Molecule: messenger RNA, 426 nt
Organism: Phanerochaete carnosa HHB-10118-sp
Lineage: Eukaryota; Fungi; Basidiomycota; Agaricomycetes; Polyporales; Phanerochaetaceae
Exons: 1
Coding region: 1-426 (141 amino acids)
Molecular function (GO): protein binding
Source: RefSeq, a predicted model, not a curated record